AUGGGUCAAGGUCGCCGUAUGAAAAAGCAGGGCAUGCCCGAUGUCCUCGACGAAUCGCUAGUAACCAGGAAGCGAAAAGAUGCGCCUGUCGCUGUAAACCCAGAGCGCAAGAAGAGGAGUAGGAUAGCUGCAAGAGAAGCUAAGGAGGCCAAGGCCAAGGCGACACCUAAGACGAGGGUGGCUGGCAAACCUGUCAAGCAGCCUCUGAAGACGGCUGCUGCUGUCGUAAAUGGAGCAAAGGCAAAGGCGAAGAAGUCAGCACCUCAACCGCCAUCCGACGACGAGGACGAUGUUUCAGAUGUCGAAGACUCUGACAUGGAGAACAUCAAUGUCACUGGACUCGAUGCGCUCGGUAGCGCGUCCGAAGAUGAAGACGACGAGGAGAUGAACGACGACGAAUUCGAUUCAGAUGUUGUGGACUCGGACGACGACAUCAGGAGAGGCGCAGCCAUGUGGUCUGACGACGAUGACGAGGAGGACGCAGAGGAGAAGCUCACAGCCGCCAACAUUGCUGGUUUGUCCACACGCUUGGAUAUGCAAAAGGCGAUCGAGGAUGCUGAGGCGCAGGCCGAAUUGGAGGAGAACAACAUGCAGACAAACAUCGUGAAUGAGCGACCUAAGAUUCUGGAGGAUGAGGAGGACGAGGAUGGCAGGCCAAUCACCAAUCUCGUUAACCAGGACAUCCAGCUGCUGCGCACAAGACUCACGGACACCAUCCGUGUACUGGACGACUUCAAGAACCUUGCCGAAGAAGGCCGGAGUAGAGCAGAGUACAUGGCAUCGCUUCUGAAGGAUAUCUGCGCUUACUACGGCUACUCUGAGUUCCUUGCAGAGAAGCUUCUGAACCUCUUCCCACCUCGCGAAGCCCAAGCCUUCUUCGAAGCCAACGAAACACCCAGACCCGUCGUCAUCCGCACAAACACCCUCCGAACACACCGAAGAGAACUUGCGCAGAGCUUGAUCAACCGUGGUGUACAGCUUGAGCCCGUUGGAAAGUGGUCUAAAGUUGGUCUGCAGAUUUUCGAUGCACAGGUGCCUCUGGGAGCUACACCCGAAUAUCUUGCUGGACACUACAUUCUUCAAGCUGCCUCUUCGUUCUUGCCUGUCAUGGCCUUGGCGCCUCAAGAAAACGAGCGUGUGCUCGACAUGGCUGCUGCCCCUGGUGGAAAGACGACACAUUUGGCUGCCUUGAUGAAGAACACCGGAUGCAUUUUUGCCAACGAUGCCAACAAGGAUCGUGCCAAGGGUCUGAUAGGAAACAUCCACCGUCUAGGCGCGAGGAACGUUAUUGUUUCCCAUUACUCGGCUCUUGAAUUCCCUAGGGUUAUGGGUGGUUUCGACCGUGUCUUGCUUGACGCCCCAUGCUCUGGUACCGGUGUCAUUGCCAAGGAUGCCAGUGUCAAGACCAACAAAACCGAGGCAGACUUCAUGAGGCUACCCCAUCUUCAGAAGCAGCUGUUGCUUGCGGCCAUCGACUCCGUCAACCAUCACUCGAAGACUGGAGGGUACAUCGUCUACAGUACUUGCUCCGUUACCCUAGAAGAGAACGAACAAGUCGUGCAGUACGCGUUGAACAAGCGAUCGAAUGUCAAGCUUGUGGAGACCGGACUCACUUUCGGUAAGGAAGGUUUUACCAACAUUGGUGGCAAGAUCUUCCACCCCUCAAUGAAGAUGACAAGGAGAUACUACCCCCACACAUACAACGUCGACGGUUUCUUCGUCGCCAAGUUCAAGAAGAUCGGUCCUACCCCACCCAAUGCCGUCGGUGUCAACGAAGCUUCAACAGCAAAGGCCAACAACACAGCCAACACCGUGGGCGCAGCCACAGAAGUCGAGGUGGUCGAUCGCACACCCAUUGGUGCGGACAGCGACGAGGAAUCAGACUUUGGCGGCUUCGAUGAAGAGGAGGACUCAAAGUACAUGGAAAAGGCUAAGGCGAAGACAAUGCGCAGGAAGGGCAAGGACCCUAGGGCUUUCGUGCCAAAGGGUGAGAAGGCUGCAAAUGGUACUACGAAGAAGGUCACCAAGGAGGCCACGAAGGAGGCUGCUGAGGAAGCGCCCAAAGCCAAGAACGGCGAGGAGAGCGUAAAGGAGAAGUCAGGCAGGAAAGAGAAGAAGGGCGGUGGUAUUGAAGUCGCUUCUACCGCGAAUGGCGUCAGUGCGAAGGAGACCAAGGUUGAGUCUAAGAAGGCGCGGAGAAAGAGUGGUGAGAAGAAGAACAAGGCAUAG
Alternaria atra is the source of this 2229-nucleotide messenger RNA. RefSeq lists its product as uncharacterized. The record is from RefSeq and is a predicted model, not a curated record. Lineage: Eukaryota; Fungi; Ascomycota; Dothideomycetes; Pleosporales; Pleosporaceae. The coding region runs from base 1 to 2229 and encodes 742 amino acids. The transcript is spliced from 3 exons. Gene Ontology annotation, cellular component: nucleolus. Gene Ontology annotation, molecular function: rRNA (cytosine-C5-)-methyltransferase activity; RNA binding. Gene Ontology annotation, biological process: maturation of LSU-rRNA; rRNA base methylation.